This is a messenger RNA of Tupaia belangeri chinensis (Chinese tree shrew), 3314 nucleotides long. It is a transcript of the gene DEPDC1, whose product is annotated as DEP domain containing 1. The coding region runs from base 151 to 2508 and encodes 785 amino acids. NCBI's taxonomy places the organism in Eukaryota, Metazoa, Chordata, Mammalia, Scandentia, Tupaiidae. Gene Ontology annotation, biological process: intracellular signal transduction. The transcript is spliced from 12 exons. The record is from RefSeq and is a predicted model, not a curated record. Gene Ontology annotation, cellular component: transcription repressor complex; nucleus.
UACAGUUUCAUGCAGGAUGGUCCCGGCCCAAAGUACUUUGAGUAACCUCUGUUGGCGGUCUCAGGAUGUGUGUGUACUCUUACAGUGUCGUGUGUAUUUGAAUCUUAUGUCCUGUAGUGGAAUGAAAUCACCACAUCUUUUCGAGUAGGAAUGCCUGUAAGGAAACACAGGCAACAUUUAAAAAAAUAUGGCAAUUGUUUCACAGCAGGAGAAGCAGUGGAUUGGCUGUAUGACCUCUUAAGAAAUAAUAGCAAUUUUGGUCCUGAAGUUACAAGGCAACAGACUAUCCAACUGCUGAGAAAAUUUCUUAAGAAUCAUGUAAUCGAAGAUAUCAAAGGCAGAUGGGGAUCAGAAAAUCUUGACGACAACAAUCAGCUAUUCAGAUUUCCUGCAUCUUCUCCACUUAAAACUCUUCCACGAAGACAUCCAGAAUUGAGGAAAAACAGCACAGAGAACUGUUCCAAAGAUAAAGACAGUAUUUUUAAAUUACGAAACUUAUCUCGUAGAACGCCUAAAAAACAUGGAUUACAUUACUCCCAGGAAAAUACAGAGAAAAUGAAGCAUGAAAGGAUCAAUGAAGAUCAAGAAAACACAACUGAUAAUAGAGAAAUAAGCCAUGAAGAUGUUGAAGAAGUUUGGCGAUACAUCUUUCUGACCUACCUACAAACCAUUUUAGGUGUAUCAUCCCUAGAAGAAGUCAUAAAUCCAAAACAAGUAAUUCCACGAUAUAUAAUGUACAACAUGGCCAAUACAAGUAAACAUGGAGUAGUUAUACUACAAGACAAAUCAGAUGACCUUCCUCACUGGGUAUUAUCUGCCAUGAAGUGUUUAGCAAAUUGGCCAAGAAGUAAUGACAUCAAUAAUCCAACUUACGUUGGAUUUGAACGAGAUGUAUUUAGAACAAUUGCAGAUUACUUUAUAAGUCUCCCUGAACCUCUACUUACAUUUGAAUAUUAUGAAUUAUUUGUGAACAUUUUGGUUGUUUGUGGCUACAUCACAGUUUCAGAUAGACCCAAUGGGAUACAUAAAAUCCAAGAUGAUCCACAGUCUUCAAAAAUCCUUCACUUAAGCAGUUUGAAUUCCUUCAAAUCAACUGAGUGUCUUCUUCUCAGUCUGCUUCAUAAGGACAGGAACAAAGAAGAAUCAGAUUCAACUGAGAGACUGCAGAUAAGCCAUCAAGGAUUUCAAGAAAGAUGUGCUAAGAACAUGCAGCUAGUUGAUUUAAGAAAUAGAAGAUCCAGUGCUAAUAAUCUAAUGGGAGGAAGUUGUCAUAAUUUAAUAGGCUUGAAUAAGAUGCAUGUCCUAUCCUCUAACAUCAAACCAAGGUGCUGUUCUUUGGAAGGAAUUGUAGAUAUGUUAGGGAAUUCAAGUAACGAGGUGUCCAGUGUCUUUCAUCAAUCUGUUCUGAAUACAGAAGGACAAAGUAAUAAACGCUUUGCAGAGUCUAAGCCCAAACUGGAAUCUAUGCUGAGUCUUCAAUCAGAGCAAAGUAUUCAAAAGCCACUCUGUGUUGGUUUUAAGAGAACUUCUACUUUGACUGUUCAAGACCAAGAAGAAAUAUGUAAUGAGGAGUGCAUGUCAAAACAGCUUUGUAGAUCUCAGAGUUUGCUUUUAAGAAGUAGUACCAGACGGAAUAGUUGUAUCAAUACACCAGUGGCCGAAAUUAUCAUGAAACCAAAUCUUGAACAAGGCAGCACAAGUAUGCGAACAGCUAUGGAAAGUGACCUUGGGGAGUCUAGUAUCACAAUCAAUAAAAGACUCUGCAAAAGUACAAUAGAACUUACAAAACAUUCUUUACCUCCAGCUUCUUCUAUGUUGACUGGCACACAAAGUUUGCUGCAACCUCAUUUAGAGAGGGUUGCCAUCGAUGCACUGCAGUUAUGUUGUUUGUUACUUCCCCCACCAAAUCGUAGAAGGCUUCAACUUUUAAUGCGCAUGAUUUCUCGAAUGAGUCAAAAUGUUGAUAUGCCCAAACUUCAUGAUGCAAUGGGUACAAGAUCAUUGAUGAUACAUACUUUUUCUCGGUGUGUGCUACGCUGUGCUGAAGAAGUGGAUCUCGAUGAGCUGCUUGCUGCAAGAUUAGUUUCUUUCUUAAUGGAUCAUCAUCAGGAAAUUCUUCAAGUACCCUCUUACUUACAGACUGCAGUGGAGAAGCAUCUUGACUACUUAAAAAAGGGUUAUAUUCAAAAUCCUGAAGAUGGACUACUAGCUCCCUUGCCAACUUACUCUUACUGUAAGCAGAUUAGUGCACAGGAGUUUGAUGAACAAAAAGUAUCUACCUCUCAAGUUGCAAUUGCAGAACUUUUAGAGAACAUUAUUAAAAACAAGAGUUUACCUCUAAAGGAGAAAAGAAGAAAACUAAAACAGUUUCAGAAGGAAUAUCCCUCGAUAUAUCAGAAAAGAUUUCCAACCACGGAGAGUGAAGUAGCACUUCUUGGUGACAAACCUACCAUCAAGCAGCCAAUGCUGAUUUUAAGAAAACCAAAGUUUCAUAAUCUAAGAUACUAACUGAAUUAAAAACUGUAAUAUUUGUGAAACUUUGAUAAAUGAAGCCAUAACUGAGAAUCUAGCUACUAAAGUGGCGACCUGUUAUUAAUCAGGUUUUUCCUAAAUAAAUUACAUAAUAAGGAAGUACCAAAAAUAAUUUAUCAAUGUGAGACUGCUAAGAAACUACUGGAUCUCAACUUAGAGACCAUAAAAGUAGGUAAUACCAAAUAUUUUAACCAGAAACUUUUUUUUACCACAACUGUCUGGAAAAGCUACCAUGUGUAGAAAACUGAAUGGUAUUCAUCAAGAUUAAGCUGUGAUUCUGUGUGUGUGUGCGCACGUGUGUGUGUGUGUGUUAACUUACUGCAUAUGUGCUUAUGUAUAUUAAAGAACUAGUGGUUUAGGGUUAUUUCUUCAUUCCUAAGUGUAAGAAUAUGAAGACUAUUUGAAAACUCAAAAUGAAUUCUCAACUGCUACAUGUUGCACUCUUUUGUAUAUUCUUUUUCUGUUUGCUCUAUUUAUAUACAUAUAUGUUUUUAAAAUGUAUAUAUAUAUAUCAUAAAAGAUUUUGGUUUAGCCUUAAACAUUAUCCUAACUGCUUUAGUCAUUCACUUUUUUAAUAUAUAUAUUUGUAAUUCUUAUAAUCUGCUAAAAGAUGGAGAUAUAAAAGGAAGUAUAAGUCAAUCAUGUGUUCUUUCAAAAGAUGUUUAUUUAACAACUGCUAUGUGCCUUCCAUUGCUCCAAAUAUGUAAAGACAAUUGUGAAUAAACAGAAAAUAUUGGGAACCAGCAGUUAGCGUAAUGGCUAUGUCGCUGGACUCCCACAUA